GGCCAGCGGAGCCACCGCGGCGCAGCCGGGAGAGCCGCGGGCCGCACGGAGCCAUGGACGGACACACGGACAGCUCGUGGCUGGGAGCCCCCCUGGAGCAGCUGCCCACCCCGGCACUGACCCUGGACCAGGCCACGCUGCGUGGGAACGCCGAGAGGAUGCGGGAACGCUGCCGGGCCCUGGGGCUGCGCCUGCGCCCCCACGUCAAAACACACAAAACCCUGGAAGGCGCGGAGCUGGCGACGGGCGGGACCCGCCGCGGCAUCGUGGUGUCCACGCUGGCCGAGGCUCGCUUCUUCGCGGCCGGGGGCUUCGAUGACAUCCUGUACGCCUUCCCGGUGCCGCGCUGGCGCCUGGCCGAGUGCUCGGCGCUGGCCCAGCGCCUGCAGCAGUUCCAGGUGCUCGUGGACAGCCCCCAGGGGCUGGAGAUGCUGCUCCAGAACCCCCUUCCCGGCGGGAAGCGCUGGCUGGUCUGGCUCAAGCUGGACUGCGGGAAUGGCCGGGCCGGGAUUCGUCCCACGGAUCCCGAGGCGCUGUCCCUGGCUCGGGCCAUCGCCCAGGGCUCCCCGGAGCUGGUGACACUCGUGGGGGUCUACGCCCACUGCGGGAACACCUACGGCUGUCGCGACAUCCCGGCCAUCCAGGCCAUCGCCAGGGACACCACGGCCGCCGUGCUGGAAUUCGUCACCGCGCUGCGGCAGGCGGGGAUCCCGUGUCCCCAGGCCACCAUCGGCUCCACGCCGUCCUGCAGCCACCCGGUGCCGGAGAUGUCGCAGCUCACCGAGGUGCACCCGGGCAAUUACCUCUUCUACGACCUGCAGCAGACCCAGCUGGGCUCGUGCCGGCCCGAGGAGGUGGCGAUCCGUGUCCUCACCAGGGUCAUCGGUCACUAUCCGCACCGCGGGCAGCUGCUGCUGGACUGCGGCUGGGCCGCCCUGAGCCUGCACGGCCGCGACCAGGGACCCCCGGGCUGUGCCGCCAUCGAGGGCCACCCCCAGCUCAGGCUGGUGGGGCUGACCCAGGAGCACGGGCAGGUGGAGGCCGUGGAUGGGCAGCUGGAUUUCGAGCGAUUCCCGCUGGGAAGCACCUUGGCGCUCAUCCCGUUCCACGCCUGUGCCACGGCCGCCAUGCACCCCGUGUACUUCGUGCACGCUGCCGGCAAGGUGGUGGAGCUCUGGCGCCCCGUGCGCGGCUGGUAGAGAGGAGAGAGAGGAGAUUCCGGGGGUAUGCAGCCGCACCCGGACCCUGCACCCACCCGGGCACCCUGC
Messenger RNA from Pyrgilauda ruficollis (rufous-necked snowfinch), 1268 nucleotides. Its product is annotated as D-threo-3-hydroxyaspartate dehydratase-like. Gene Ontology annotation, molecular function: D-serine ammonia-lyase activity. The record is from RefSeq and is a predicted model, not a curated record. Gene Ontology annotation, biological process: D-serine catabolic process. NCBI's taxonomy places the organism in Eukaryota, Metazoa, Chordata, Aves, Passeriformes, Passeridae. The coding region runs from base 54 to 1199 and encodes 381 amino acids. The transcript is spliced from 8 exons.